Uranotaenia lowii is the source of this 651-nucleotide messenger RNA. RefSeq names its product 39S ribosomal protein L41, mitochondrial (gene mRpL41). The coding region runs from base 137 to 613 and encodes 158 amino acids. Gene Ontology annotation, biological process: translation. Gene Ontology annotation, molecular function: structural constituent of ribosome. The record is from RefSeq and is a predicted model, not a curated record. Gene Ontology annotation, cellular component: mitochondrial large ribosomal subunit. The transcript has a single exon. NCBI's taxonomy places the organism in Eukaryota, Metazoa, Arthropoda, Insecta, Diptera, Culicidae.
GAUGCCUUUUGUUACGUCACGAGUUCAUUUACCGCAAAGCGGCAUCGUGCUGGUGCUUUUUGUAAACAGGAAAAUAUAAAAACCAAAAAACUUCAGUUUUCUGCAUAUUUCCAGCAUAAAUUAGUUAAAGAAAACCAUGUUCCACAUUAUUCGACGCACUAUCAGUACUACGGCUGCUCAAUCCGGGAAACACAACUUCCGCAAAUUCCUGUUCUACAACAAGCGUGGCACAAGGAUAUUUAAGAAACUGCGAGCUGCUAAUCCGGAACUCUACGCGGACAUGCCGAUCGACAAGCGAGGUGUGCGGGACACCGGUGUAACCCGGAAUGGUCAGUACCUAGAAAUCGAAGAAAAGAUACCGCAAUUAGUGGUGCCAAAUCUGGAAGGAUGCAAAUUCAAACCGUACGUUUCGUACCGGGCGCCGGAUGUCAUUCAGUCUGAAUUUACCAGCCAGGAUUUGUUCAAUGCCGUUUAUGCCGAAAAGGUAAUUGCAGACUUCAAGAGUGGAAAGCUGAACGAAGAUGGAUCACCAACGGAGCCUUCGGCAGAGGAAUCGCUCAACCCCGAUGAAGCAUGGGUCAGAGCAAGGAAAACUGGUUCGGAUAUGUUUUGAAUAAACAGCGAGUUCUAGUAAAAUUUAUUGCAAAUUGA